Messenger RNA from Clarias gariepinus (North African catfish), 2606 nucleotides. Its product is annotated as zinc finger protein 501-like. Gene Ontology annotation, cellular component: nucleus. Lineage: Eukaryota; Metazoa; Chordata; Actinopteri; Siluriformes; Clariidae. The transcript is spliced from 6 exons. Gene Ontology annotation, molecular function: RNA polymerase II cis-regulatory region sequence-specific DNA binding; DNA-binding transcription factor activity, RNA polymerase II-specific. The record is from RefSeq and is a predicted model, not a curated record. Gene Ontology annotation, biological process: central nervous system development; regulation of transcription by RNA polymerase II. Bases 114 to 1625 code for a protein of 503 amino acids.
CAUUAACCCCUGCUGUAAACGUACAACAGAAGAAGAGUCUCUUGGUGUUUUUCCAUCUCAUUUGAGCUUUCUCACUGAGAAACACGACCCUUUAGACCUCAGAAGACCUUAUAAUGGAAUCAGCAGAGGUUGGACUGUGUUCUUCUAAAACACCUCCAUGCACUCCUGGUCCUGCUGGCUCACAGCUUUGUGGGGACGUGCAGACAGAAACUUGUCAGGCUUCAGGUGGAGCCUCUGUGGAACACAUCACCCCUGUGGACCUUCAGAAGAAUGUAAAGAAGGAAGAAAGUGAAGAUGAAGACUACCUCUGUGAAUCGCUGUCAGGCUCUGUGGGACACAUCACACCUGUGGACCAACAGAAUCAAAUAAAAACAGAAGAAUUGGAAGAGGAAGAAGAGAAGUUCUGUGGCGGAACAUCAAACUCUGUGGAAAAUAUAGACGAACAAAACAUAGGAUUUGAAAUAAAGCGUGUAAAAGUGGAAGAGUCUGAAGAGGAAGACUACAUUGGUACAAGUAAUGAAAUGAAAACUCGCCAGGUACCACUCUUCUCCUGCUCCUGGUGUUCACUUUCCUAUACAUCUCAAAUUUACCUCCACAAACACAUCAGAAGAUGCCACUAUGAGGAACAUGAGAGACUGCUACAAUCAGAAAAAUCAGCAGACACGAACCAUGUUACCACCAUAAGCUCCAGUAUUCAGGAAGCCUCUGUUACUCUCAACAGUAACACCUGUAAAGUCUAUUCCUGCUCACAGUGUGGAAAGAGUUUCACAAAACAGUAUAAUCUCCACCUACACCAGCGCAUUCACACAGGAGAAAAGCCGUAUCAUUGCUUAGAAUGUGGGAAGAGUUUUUUAAAUCACUGUGAUAUCCAGCGACAUCAACUUAUUCACACAGGAGAAAAGCCGUAUCAGUGCUCAGAGUGUGGGAAGAGUUUUAAUCGACAGGGAAAUCUUCAGCAUCACCUGCGCACUCAUUUAGGAGAAAAACCAUAUCAGUGCUCACAGUGUGGGAAAAGAUUUACAGAAAAAUGUAGUCUAAAAUUACAUCAGCGCAUUCACAGUGGAGAGAAGCCGUAUCAGUGCUCAGAGUGUGGGAAAAGUUUUAUUCGACAGAGUCAUCUCAGUAAACACUUGCGUGUUCACACAGGAGAGAAACCGUAUCAGUGCUCACAGUGUGGAAAGAUGUUCACAGAUGAAUGUUACCUAAAAGUACAUCAGCGCAUUCACAGUGGAGAGAAGCCGUAUCAGUGCACACACUGUGGGAAAACUUUUAAUCAACAGAGCCAUCUCAGUAAGCACUUGCGUAUUCAUACAGGAAACAAGCCGUAUCAGUGCUCACAGUGUGAGAAGACAUUUACAGUAAAAAGUAGUCUAAAAUUACAUCAGCGCACACACAGUGGAGAGAAGCCGUAUCAAUGUGGAGCAUGUAAAAAGAGUUUUAAACAGCCAAGUCAUCUCAAAAACCACUUGCGUAUUCACACAGGAGAGAAGCCGUAUCAUUGCUUACAUUGUGAGAUGAGUUUUAAUCACAAGAAAAGUCUUGUACAACACCAAAAGAAAUGCGCCAAUGCCUGUAAGAAACAAGUCAUUCAUCAUGAAGUCGUCAGCUUGGGAUGUGUCAUCUGAUGUUUCUCUAAAGAUGAAAAAAAAAGUCCUUUAAUAGAGAUAUUGAUUUGUGGAUUAAUGUAUUUACUGUAUGCUGUGAAUAUUCCAGAGUUUCCCCUGUGAAUGUUUGGCGCUUAAUUGAUUUAUUCCCAUAAUGAUUUAUGAGUUUGCAAGUGGGUAAAUUUUUUGUCUGUUAAAUCUUUGUGGCUGCCAGGUGACAGACCAGACUACAUUAACACCACAUGAUAUUAACGCUGAUGAUUAAGUAUAUACCAGUCAACUGGUGACAGAUGCCCACGGGGACCAAAGGCCAGCCCAUACAGUCUGAUUACACAGAAAAGUACAAUGCAGCACAAACUGCAUUAAAAGUACAUGCUGGCCAUGAAAGAAAAGCACCAGAAUACUUAGUGCACCAUAGCACACUGUGGAAAUGGGACCUGACCUACAAAUUCUCCAGAUCCCAAUGACCACCCAUAGGAUCUGUUAUGUAAAAGAGUUGAUCCAAGGAAGACCUCAUUACGCAACUCACAGCACCCAGUGGAUUAGCUGGCAAUGUCCUGGUGUCAGACACCACAGCACUGGGGUACCUGCGGAGUACCCAAGGGGCCAGAGCCUCCGGUUGGCAAAAGUGAAAACCAAAACCUGGGUGGUUUUAACGUUAGUGUUUUUAAUAUUAUGGCUGAUCAUUGUAUGUUUAGUAUGUAUAUUACUGUAGGUAAAAAAAAUAUCGUUUUUAUUAAUAAAUAAAAUUGUAAGAAUGAAAAAAAAAUUACUGAGUCUGGUGCAUAAGCAUAUGUUUAUACCGAAGGUGAGGUAAGAGAAAAAUCCAGGAGAGUGCAUGGAGAUUGGAUGUUGAUCAAUUCCCAUGCAUGCAUAUUCUUAUAUAGCCUUAAAUAAACAACCACUGCUCGGUUACAAACAGCACAUAUCCUUGCCCCUGUUGUGUUAUUGCUAGAAAGCAAAAUUAUUUUGCUGACUUUAUAUAAAUGCAAAUUUUGUUUC